Ipomoea nil (Japanese morning glory) is the source of this 577-nucleotide messenger RNA. RefSeq names its product nuclear polyadenylated RNA-binding protein 3-like. The record is from RefSeq and is a predicted model, not a curated record. The annotation marks the transcript as partial. Lineage: Eukaryota; Viridiplantae; Streptophyta; Magnoliopsida; Solanales; Convolvulaceae. The transcript has 2 exons.
AUGGAGGAAAGAUGUCAAAAUCUUCCACAAGAGUCGGGCUCUCCAGAAGACAUCCCGAAAGCAGCCUCUGAUGCUCCAAAUGAUGCUCAAUCUCUUCCACAAGAACCUACUAUUGCUGACCAAAAUGGCAAAGAUCAUCCUCGAGAUCCCAAAGGCAGUGCUAGUGGAACGAAAGAUGCUCAUGGCAACGAAAUCGAAGAAGAGGAUGAAGAAGAAAAUGAAGACGAGAACAAUGAUGAUGAAACAGAAGACAACAACAGUGGUACUGAUGAUACUGAUGAUGAUGAUAAUGAUGAUAACAAUAAUCAACAAGGAGGAGAAGGUGCUGAAGAAGAAGAACCAGAAGAUAGCCACACUAUCUUGGUCGAAACGGACUAUGCUAACUGUCCACAAAGACCACCUCUCUUGAAAAUUCCAUCUGAAGACGAAGACUUGGAUGAAGCAUCCAGUAAAAAUCCAGUUCACUCGUCUCGUGCUAUCAUUCCGCAUCUGAACGAAUCUGUACAACAACAACAUAAUCUUCCAGCUCAUGAGGACAGAAAGGAAGCCUCACCUGAACAUGACCACUCGAUGCAUG